Knipowitschia caucasica is the source of this 261-nucleotide messenger RNA. Lineage: Eukaryota; Metazoa; Chordata; Actinopteri; Gobiiformes; Gobiidae. The record is from the annotation of a GenBank genome assembly.
AUGAAGAAGAAGAAGGACAAGAAAAAGAAGAAAAAGAAGAAGAAGGAGAAGAAGAAGAAGAAGAAGGAGAAGGACAAGACGAAGAUGAAGAAGAAGAAGGACAAGAAGAAGAAAAAGAAGAAGAAAAAGAAGGACAAGAAGAAGAAGGACAAGAAGAAGAAGGAGAAGAAGAAGAAGAAGAAGGAGAAGGACAAGAAGAAGAAGAAGAAAAAGAAGAAGAGGAAGAAGGAGAUUAAGGAGAAGAAGAAGGAGAAGACAUGA